Molecule: messenger RNA, 1153 nt
Organism: Strongylocentrotus purpuratus (purple sea urchin)
Lineage: Eukaryota; Metazoa; Echinodermata; Echinoidea; Camarodonta; Strongylocentrotidae
Product: GSK3B-interacting protein
Exons: 2
Coding region: 1-396 (131 amino acids)
Biological process (GO): regulation of canonical Wnt signaling pathway
Cellular component (GO): cytoplasm
Molecular function (GO): kinase regulator activity; protein kinase A binding
Source: RefSeq, a predicted model, not a curated record
AUGGCAUCUGACACGGACAGUAGUCUGCUUAAUGAAAGUGAUAUAAAACUGAUGAAAAUUGAGGCUGAUGCAGCCGUUCAGGAAGUAGCAUUUGCCGUAAAACAUGUGGAAAUAUCUUCCAAGUUACCUGCAUCAGACGAUGUCGUGUAUCUCAACAUAGUUACCAAGGAAAAUGAUACUUUUUGCAUCGAACUCACAGUACAAGGCUUUCGGGUUAUCGGACAUGAAUACGAUACCAUCACCAAGGACAUCUCUACACCCUACUUCGAAACCAUUUACUCCCUCCUUGAUCAUUACAGCCCUAAGUAUAGGCUGACAUUUGGCCAGGCUCUCGCUGAUAAACUGCAGGAACUCCAAGAGACUGAGAUAGGAAACAGCGAGGAUGAGGAAAAGUAGGGGGGGAAAGUGCUCUACAACUCGCGAGACUGAAAAAUAGCUUUACGUUUAGAACAUGGAGAGCUGUAGGUGAUAAGUAGAAUCUGCACCCUUGAGGAAAAGGAACAGAAUUAAUUCCAGUGUCGGCCAGGCUCUCGCGGAUAAACUGCAAUUUACUCCAAGAGACGGAGAUAAAAAAAACAGUGACAAUGAGGAGAAGUAGGCGGGGAAGUGCUCUACAACUCUUGAGACUGAAAAAUAGCUUUACACUUAGAACAUGGGGAGAUGUAGGUGAUAAGUAGAAUCUGCAUCCUUGAGGAAAAGGAGCAGAGGCAGUUUCGUCGUCUCUUCAUCAAGUUUCCCACCGAAGAGAAGAAUACUGAAGAGAGAGGAGAGAGCGGAUGAAUGAAAGGCACAUUCUGCAAACCCCAGCAAGGAAUGAAAAUAGCGAGAUGGAAAAAUAAGAGGGGAAGUUAUCUUUCAUUCUCCUGAUUUCUAUUGGAGAAGAGUCUUGAAAAUUAGAAAGUGAUUGUCAAACCCUGCAACCUUCAGGUGACAGAGGUAGCAAAAAUUAGAUGAGGAUGAGGAUUACUGGAGAGAGAAAUGCCUGCUUCUUCAGCAUCCGAUUGAACAAAAGAAUACUUAAAGGAAUAAUGAGACGGUUUUAUAGGACUUUGGAACUUUCCAUGAUUGUGGCAAAAUGUGAUCGAGAAGUUAUUGCUUGAGGAAAAGAGGAAGGGUGACAGACGGAAGAUAUUAUGGAGAAGGAGGACAGUUG